Periconia digitata is the source of this 986-nucleotide messenger RNA. Lineage: Eukaryota; Fungi; Ascomycota; Dothideomycetes; Pleosporales; Periconiaceae. The record is from the annotation of a GenBank genome assembly.
UUCGUGUAAGCAGAACAACGGAAAUACGUGCUGUUUUUCUUUGGGAAAUCCCACGCGAACUGCGAUAACCAACAUGGUUGAUGUCGCAUUGCAUGGCUGAGGCAAUUGUCCAGUAGGGCCUCGCAAUCUCAGAGGUGUCCUUUUCGUAGUCCAGGUGUGGUACGUAAAGUGGUACUGGUGUUGAUCAGGGCGUUCCGAGUGGCAGAAAGAGUAAGAGUGGGCGUUUGCUUGAUCUAAAUGGCUUGGGUAUGCUAUUUUGCCAGACAAACACGACCUGGCAUGUCCCCCAUAGUACAAUAAGUAGGUACAGGUUCAUGGUCAACCACGUAUUCAACCAUUGAAGGCAGUGGUUCGUGCGAGCUGGUUUGCAACUUGGAACGGGAAGCAUGAACUACAACGUCCUGUUGUGUAGUAUUUGUGGGUCUGUAACAUCAGGCGACUUCUGCAGUUGGAAUUCAAUGAAAAAUGAGAUUAACUUGACCGCAAAAUUACGUGCGUAUUCCUGUUUGCGCAGCUUAUCAUUUGCAGUGAUUGGCAACCUCAUCGCCGCCGUCGUCUUUCGUAUUGCAUACUCUAUACGGAACCUCAAACUCACUGUGUCAGCAAUGGAAAAAAGUCUUCUGGUCCAGUUACACGAUUCCAGCUGCAAAAUGGGGGCUGAAGCUUGUUGAGACUGUGCUGAGUUACCUGGGACAUCAGCGUGUGACUAUGAAUCAUGCAUAAGACUUGCUAUCUAGGGAAUGGUUCGGUACGGCCCGCAGAAGCUUGCUUUGUCUUCGAAGACGACACCAUGCACCUCGCACAGAAAUGUGCUAGUCCUAUCGAUCAUCCCACUCCCCCACUCCCGCCACGCACGGCUCUCAAAAAUGAAGAACUGGGCGUGCGCAUUUAAGAUUCAGUUCUUUGUAUUUCUUUCAGUUGAAUCAAUCGGAAUGGAGCUGAGAAGUAGUAACUCCAGUUCAUGGGAUGAGCUUAUCCGCUCGUUC